UAUUAUGCAAGUGUGAACACAUAUAGAUAUCACAGUCUCUGCUGCUUGUAUAUUUAUUGAGUCUCUGCUGCUUGUAUAUUUACUGACUUCUCAUAGUCAUUCAUAUAUAUCAAACCAUAUGAAUCAUAAUAAUACGUGCACUCAAACUUUGUAUUCCACAGCCCGUAUGGAAGCCAUUUCAGCCUCUGUAGAGCAAUCAAUCCGACAGUAUGACGGGGAAAAAGAAAUGAAAGAGAUUGACGAAACGAGAGCCGGUGUUAAAGGACUAGCAGAUUCAGGGAUGCUCAAGAUACCAAAAGUCUUCAUAAACCAGCCGGAGAAAUCAUGCAAAGCCGACGGUGUUAACCUCCAAGUACCCGUCAUUGAUUUUGCAGGCCUUGAAAGUAGUGGUGUUCGGCGAAUGGAAAUUGUGGAAGAAAUUCGGAAAGCUUCUGAAAAUUGGGGAUUCUUUCAAAUGAUUAACCACGGAAUUUCGUUCAGCGUUUUGGAUGGAAUGUUGAAAGGAGUGAGACGGUUCCAUGAACAACCUAGUGAGGCCAAGCUGGAACUCUAUUCUCUUGCUUCUACGCGAAGUGUGAGAUUUUACAACAACGAAAGUUUCCUGAAAUCUAAAGAUUGGAGGGAUACAUUAAGCGUUCAAUUUCUUGACGACACUUUAGUGGAUCCAGACAUGUUAUCCCCAACUUGCAGGUUUGAAGUAGAAGAAUACAUGAAAUGGGUGAUAAAAUUGAAAGAGACGUUGGCUGAAUUGCUGUCAGAGGCUCUAGGGCUAAACAAGAACUAUCUUUCGGACAAAGAAUACAUGACAAGUGGAUCAUUACUGUGCCAUUAUUAUCCAGCUUGCCCCCAGCCGGAGAUGACUCAUGGCAUUAUUCCGCAUUCGGACUUGCCCUUUCUAACUAUUCUUCUCCAGGACAAUGUUGGUGGCCUCCAAGUUCAUCAUCAGAAUCAGUGGGUUGAUUUGAAACCUUUGCAAGGAUCUCUUAUAGCCAACAUUGGAGAUCUUAUGCAGCUUAUUACCAACGACAAGUUCAACAGCGUGAAGCAUAGAGUACUAGCUACAUCUGUCAAAUCGAGGGUAUCAGUGGCUUGUUUCUUCAGACAAAGCACUCGAAUUAUAUCCAGGCCAAUUGGACCAAUAGAGGAGCUUCAGGGUCCUCCACUAUACAAGAAAGUCAUUUUCGCAGAUUAUGUUGCCCGUUAUAAGUCCGAUAGAAAAGAUUGUACUGGUACUCUAGCUCAUUUCAAGCAGUGAUGACGAGCCACCACUAUCUAUACUCCUUAAAAUGAAAAUAAAGUUUGAAGUGCCAAGAGGCAAUUUUCAAAAAUCAAGAGGGGUCCGGAGGCCAUACCCCCUAGUCUAUUUAUGGAUCCGCCAUUGUAGACGUUUCUUCAAGGGGGAGUCAUAGUUUUGUUGAUUUUAUUUCUUACUAUCCUUUCUACCAAAAAUGAGGACGUUUAUAUACCUACUGUGAAGAUAUUGGUGUUUACACUUGUUUCCCUUAGCCGUUUAGGGGCUCUAUUGUCUUUUAUUUUUAUUGUUCUAUAAAAUAGUCAUACUAUCAGCUAUGCUUUAAGGU
Molecule: messenger RNA, 1580 nt
Organism: Ilex paraguariensis (yerba mate)
Lineage: Eukaryota; Viridiplantae; Streptophyta; Magnoliopsida; Aquifoliales; Aquifoliaceae
Source: the annotation of a GenBank genome assembly